This is a messenger RNA of Peniophora sp. CBMAI 1063, 576 nucleotides long. The record is from the annotation of a GenBank genome assembly. NCBI's taxonomy places the organism in Eukaryota, Fungi, Basidiomycota, Agaricomycetes, Russulales, Peniophoraceae.
AUGGCUCGCCGCGCCAUCCACGCGACGCCGCGCGGGCACGUACGCGAGGCUGCGUGCUGGAGCAGUCUCGGCUCUGCUCUACAUAUGCGCUAUCGCCACGCUGAAGUGGUUGAGGAUCUACAGACCGCGAAACUGGCGGUUCAACGCGCCGUCCGCCUAGCCCUCGACGCAAACCCCGGCAACCUGCGGUAUCAUCUAGACAGACUCAGCAACACACUGCUCGAGCAGUUACCCCACUCUGGCAGCCUCAAGGUCGUAGCCUGCGUGAUAUCAGCAUGCAAGCGCGCCGUCGAGCUAGCGCCCGAGGGAGACCGUGGCAUGUCAGGUUAUCCGGAAUCCCUCGCGAUCGCUUUUCUUGCCCGCUUCGUGUGUACUGGGAAUCUUGAUGAUAUCGUGGCUGCGUCCGCGGCGUUGCAUGGCCCCAUCAAGCUCACUUUUAAUGGACAUAUCCCGAAACCGAGUCGCUCAGGCAGCUCUCACCGCCCCGGUGGCCUCAAGCGGCCUAAACCGGAUUGCCUCAAGCCAUGCGCGCUCGCACGACGGGCGCCGAAGAGCGCAAGACGGACUUCAGGAUAA